CAGGUGUGCAGGAAUCAACUAAUCCAGUAAUCGACUAAUCUCUUUCGAAUCGUAUCGCGACUAGAGAGAAGAUUUCUGAAUGCUUUCUCGCUUUUAGUAAAGGUGUAUGCCUCUAUUUUUCUCUGAUAAUCGUCAAGUUUAUUGGUAUUCAGCUGUACGAUAAAACACUCGACGAUAAUUUUUUGUCCCCGAAAUCAAGAAUAACGGAUAAUCAGCUUUUCGUUCGAUUAGUCGAAGCCGAUUCCUCGAUCGACCGACCGAUCGACCGACCGACCGACCGAACGACCGACUAGAACGAUGAAAUACCUGUAACGUUAAUAUUAAAUACCUCUGAAACUAUCAAAAUUAACCGAUAUUUACCAGUAUUAUCGUUUAAUUAUAUCACGAGUAAUCGCGACGCGGGCGCGGCGUGCAGCUGAUAGAUCUGAUUGUGAGAUCACGGUGCGGCAUACACGUAAUUAGUUGAUUACACCAAUCAAAGGGAACAGGCAGGCUAAGGAGCGAACAAGGAAGCUGACAAAUUAAAUCCAACCAACGAACGGAUAAACAAAUAUUUCUUGACAAAUAUUUAAUAUGAGACACAAUCAAAUGCUACGCAUUUUGUUAAUAUUCUGUUGGUUUUUACCAUUAUCGCAUAGUAGUAGAGAAGAGUAUCGUUGCGUAUGGUAUGGAGACUGUGGCCCUUCGUUCGAAAAGCCAAACUUGAAUUAUACGUGUGCCUCCGAUGAUCCUCCUAGUCGAAUCAACGAUACCAAAGUCGCGAUGCUUUUGCGCGAUAAAUGCCCGCAAUACUUUAAAGACACCGAUGAUCCGAGAUUAUGUUGCGACGUUACCAAUAUUAGAACGCUGCUUAGUCAGAUGAAUAUGAUCGAGGGGAUUUUCGGCAGGUGUUCAACAUGCGUGAAAAAUGCGUACAAAUUAAUAUGCGAUUUAAGCUGUAGUCCCGAACAGAGUAGGUUCAUCAAAGUUACAAAAACUGAUAAAAAUAACGAAGGCAAGGAAUACGUGAAAGAAAUCGAGGUUUAUAUCGCGGAAGAAUACAUGAAUACUACUUUCGACUCUUGCAAAAACAUAGUUCAUCCAGCUAGUGGAAAUUUAGCCAUGGAUUUGGCUUGUGGUAUUCACGGAGCCAGUUGGUGCACAGCGGAAAAGUGGUACCAGUAUCAAGGUGAUGUGGAUGCGAAUGAUUUUGUAACUUUCGGAAUGCAUUUCAUAUCCAAUACCACGAAUCGUUGGAACGAAUCGGUAAAAUCAUGUAACGAAGCGUACGAUGGCUUGUCGGCGUGUAGCUGCGUCGAUUGUCCAGCAGCCUGUCCUUUCACAAAAAUUGAACGAGACGAUACCCACUUUACUAUUUUCGGAUACAACGGCUAUGGAGUUUUAGCAGGAAUUCUAGUUACUCUAUUCAUCUUAUCAACGGUAAUCGUUUACAGACUUGCCAGAAGAAGACCUUGUUGUUCAGGUACUUUGGCUGACGACGCCGACGUCGACGAUAAGAUAGAGGAAUCGAAAUCAAAUUGGCGCGAAACUUUUCACGAUACGUUUCGUGUGUUUUUCUUUGUUUGGGCCAAAGCGUUCGCAAAGUAUCCGGUCAUAGCACUAUUUACGAUUUCGUAUGUAAUAUUGGGACUGAGCUACGGCAUUACUCGGCUUUCCGUAACAAGCGAUCCGAUUGAAAUUUGGGCGGCGCCCUCCAGCAGAUCAAGAAUCGAGAAAGAUUAUUUCGAUUCACAUUUUCAACCUUUCUACAGAACGGAACAGAUUUAUAUAAAAUCGGUGGGACUCGAUAAGGUGCUGCACAACACAUCGAACGGGCCUCUUGAAUUUGGUCCCGUCUUUGCUAAGGAAUUUUUACUCGCUGUAUACGAUCUUCAAAAUAAAAUUCUCCAACUUGGACAAGACGUUGGAGAAGGAUUGGAACGCAUUUGCUAUGCUCCAGUUCGGAGUGAUUUUACAGGGCCCACUACUUUGAAUCUUUGCACCGUUCAAAGCGUUUGGGGAUAUUUUCAAAACGAUCUCGAAACUUUUAAUCGAACGACUGUUUCCGGUCCGUACGAAAGAAAUUAUUUGGAUCAUUUGUACGAGUGCGCGCAAAACGCGUACAAUCCUGGCUGCAUGGCACCGUACAAAGGACCAGUCGUGCCUGCGAUAGCCUACGGAGGAUUUCUUCGAGACAACAAGUUUCUUUACGAUUCGAAAGAUUACAUAACGGCAACCGGAUUGGUUUUAACUUUUCUAGUAAAAAACUCGUUAAACGAAUCUGCACUCGAAUCGACACACAAAUGGGAACAGCGGUUUCUCGAUUUCAUGAAAGAAUGGGACGUUAUCGAUCGUCCGAAAUUUAUGGAUGUCGCGUAUAGUAGCGAAAAAUCGAUUCAGGACGAAUUGGAGAGAUCGUCGAGAGCAGAAGUAUCGACAGUAGUUUUCAGCUACGCGUUAAUGUUUGUUUACGUUACCGUUGCUCUCGGUAAAAUAAGCUGUAGCUUCAAAGGAUACUUUACAAACAGUAAAAUGAUGCUCAGUAUUGGCGGAAUAAUCAUAGUAAUGGCGUCCGUAGCUUGUUCCCUCGGUGUAUUUGGCUACAUCGGAGUACCCACGACGUUACUUACCAUCGAGGUAAUUCCAUUUUUGGUACUAGCCGUGGGCGUGGAUAAUAUAUUUAUAUUGGUCCAAAGGCACGAGAGAAAUCCAAAACGUUUCGAAGAAUCGAUACCCGAUCAUAUCGGAAGAAUUAUGGUCGAAGUUGGUCCGUCGAUUUUGCUUACCAGUACUUCCGAGUGUCUCUGUUUCUUGAUCGGAACACUGUCUACGAUGCCGGCUGUAAAUACUUUUGCGCUUUACGCGUUUUUUUCCAUCCUAAUUAAUUUUUUCUUACAAAUAACAGCUUUUGUCAGCCUUUUGUCAUUAGACGCUCAAAGAUCCGAGAAUAAUUUAUUGGAUGUGUUUUGUUGCGUGAAAAUGAAGGAAAAGCAGUUGGAAACCGAUCGGAAUCACAGUUUAAUACAAACGAUAUUUAAACGUUUUUAUACGCCUUACCUUAUGAAGACACCGAUCAGAAUAAUCGUAAUAAUCGUAUUCUCCGUGGUCCUAGUCGUACACGCCGUAACGAUACCAAAUAUAAGUAUCGGUUUGGAACAACAGUUGUCGAUGCCCACAGAUUCUUACGUGUUGAAAUAUUUCCAAUUUAUGGAGGAUCUAUUGUCGAUGGGUCCCCCUGUUUACUUUGUUCUAACUCCCGGGCUGAAUUAUAGCAAGAAAGAGGUUCAAAAUAUAAUUUGCGGCGGUCAAGAAUGUAAUACCGAUUCUCUUUACACGCAAAUCUACUCUGCAUCGAAACAACCUGACGUUUCGUAUUUAUCGAAAGCAGCUUCCUCCUGGAUAGACGAUUACAUAGACUGGUCAACGAUUCCCCAAUGUUGCAUGUAUUUUCCGAGCAAUCAAUCCUUUUGUCCUCAUUGGAAUGUUGACACGUGUAAAGAGUGCGACAUUCGAAAAACCGACUCUCGACCAGACGCAAACAGUUUUCGAAAAUACAUACCGUAUUUUCUGGAAGACAUACCGGAUGAAAAUUGCGCGAAAUCUGGUCGGCCAUCGUAUCUCGAUGGAAUUAAUUACUACGUUGAUAAAUAUGGACUGACCGAUGUUGGCGACAGUUACUUUAUGGGUUAUCAUACUCCGUUAAAGAAAUCGUCGGAUUGGUACGAAUCCCUAAAGUCCGUAAGAACGAUAGCGGAAAACAUCACAACGAUGAUAAAUAACAAAAGUUUAACCGAUCAGAAGAUAACUGUAUUUCCAUACAGCGUAUUCUACGUCUAUUACGAACAAUAUCUCACAAUCUGGCAAGAAACUUUAUCAUCGUUGGGCUUCUCUCUCCUCGUCAUUUUUAUCGUGACAGCGUUUCUCACUGGACUCUCGUUAUUCUCGGCAGUAAUGGUGGUACUGACGGUACUCAUGAUCAUCGUAAACAUAGGAGGACUCAUGUAUUGGUGGAAUAUCCAAUUGAACGCGGUAUCUCUCGUCAAUUUGGUAAUGGCCGCUGGUAUUUCCGUAGAAUUUUGCAGUCAUAUCAUACAUUCGUAUUUACAUUCCACGGCAAGUACGAAAAUCGAUCGAGCCUCGGAGACUCUUAACGAAAUGGGAAGUUCCGUUUUCUCUGGAAUUACUUUAACCAAGAUCGUAGGAAUUAUAGUAUUGGCAUUUGCCAAAACUCAAAUCUUUGAAAUAUUUUACUUUAGAAUGUAUUUGGCUAUCGUGGUGUUUGGCGCCACGCAUGGUCUUAUAUUUUUGCCCGUAUUACUGAGUUUCAUAGGUCCCAAAGGACAUACAAGACGUAAAUAACAAAAGUUGAGAACUACGAAUAAUUUUUGUCUAAUAAUUUACCAUUUACCAUUUCGCUUGGAAGAUGAAAUUACGAUUGGUUAAUAUCUACUAUACUUUGGUAUCGUAGGUCGUAGGUAUACAUAUGUACAUGUACAAGUAAAACAACCGACACCGAUGUAAUAUAAAGCAUUCGCAACAAAUAUACAUACAUAUAUUCCUAAAAAUUUCUCUGAAAAAUAUGUCUUUCAUUUGAUAAAUGUAACGCAUAAAUUAUUUAACAACAACUCUGAAAUAUCCGUGAAUAAUCUUAUUUACGAUGUUAAUCGAGUAAAAGCUACGAAAUACAUAUACAUAGUAAUUU
Messenger RNA from Hylaeus volcanicus, 4681 nucleotides. Its product is annotated as NPC intracellular cholesterol transporter 1 homolog 1b-like. The coding region runs from base 574 to 4338 and encodes 1254 amino acids. The transcript is spliced from 24 exons. Gene Ontology annotation, molecular function: lipid carrier activity. Lineage: Eukaryota; Metazoa; Arthropoda; Insecta; Hymenoptera; Colletidae. The record is from RefSeq and is a predicted model, not a curated record. Gene Ontology annotation, cellular component: membrane.